Messenger RNA from Plenodomus lingam JN3, 918 nucleotides. RefSeq lists its product as uncharacterized. NCBI's taxonomy places the organism in Eukaryota, Fungi, Ascomycota, Dothideomycetes, Pleosporales, Leptosphaeriaceae. The record is from RefSeq and is a predicted model, not a curated record.
AUGGCAUCCUUGGGAAAGCGAAUUGUCUUUACAGGUGGCUCAGGCAAGGCUGGUCGACACGUCAUUCCUGAGCUGAUCAAGGGCGGCUACGAGGUUCUGAACUUGGAUCUGACAGAUUUUCCAAUCGAGGAUGCUGGCGUGUUCACUCUGAAGACUGAUCUAAGUAAAAGCGGACAAGUGUUCAAUGCACUGACAACCCACUUCAAUUUCGCCGAUUAUGAGGGACCCAAUGUCCCUGGUCCUCCCGAUGCAGUCAUCCACUUCGCAGCGUACGCACGCAACAUGCUCGUCCCUGAUAACGAAUGUUAUGCCGCCAACGUCCAAUCAACUUAUAAUGUUAUCGAGGCCGCAUGCAAGCUUGGUGUUCGCAAGAUCAUAAUAGCCAGUAGUGAAACCACAUAUGAGGUAUGCUUCGGUCAAGGUGAUCUAGACUACUCAUCCUUUCCACUGGACGAGGACAGCGACGUGAACCCCAUGGAUUCAUACGCCAUCUCCAAACUCUGCGGUGAACGCGUAGCUCGUGGAUUCGCCCGCCGUUUCGACGCGGAUAUCUAUGCACUUCGCAUCGGCAACGUCAUUGAGCCUCACGAGUAUGCGCGCGACUUUCCUGCCUACAUCAACAAGCCCGAGAUUCGCAAGCGCAACGCAUGGAGCUAUAUCGACGCCAGGGAUCUAGGACAGAUCUGUGAUCUCUGUGUGAAGAAGGAUGGACUGGGCUUCCAGGUGUUUAAUGCGACCAAUGAUACUAUCACGGCGACAUUUCCGACCAGGCAAUUUUUAGAGCAGUUUGCGCCCAACACGCCCAUUACGAGGGAGAUGGGAGAGUGGGAAGCGCCGUUGAGCAAUAGGAAAAUCAAAGAGGUAUUGGGCUUCAAGGAACAGCAUGACUGGAGGAAGUACUACAACCCUCACAAUUAG